Molecule: messenger RNA, 2853 nt
Organism: Monopterus albus (swamp eel)
Lineage: Eukaryota; Metazoa; Chordata; Actinopteri; Synbranchiformes; Synbranchidae
Exons: 21
Coding region: 72-2825 (917 amino acids)
Source: RefSeq, a predicted model, not a curated record
UUAAGGCCUGCAGAACUGGUUCUCACUUAGAAACAGGGCUUGUGUGGUUGCCUGUUUCCGUCUGUUGUACCAUGGGUCAUUUUGUUGGAUUGGGGUGGCUUAUUUUGCUCAUGGCAGUUGUAAACAUAGAAGCUCAAAAGAAACCCUCUAUGACUAUCAGCUCACAAUGUCUGGGGAACCUAAUGCAUGUGGAUGUUGGUCCUCAUGAAGGGGAACUUCUGGAAGUUUCUGCUGUCAUAGAUAAUUCUUCCAUCCUUCUUACACCGAGUUUAGCAUCUCAGUGUGGCUUCAGCAUGAAAACGGAUCAGCUUGGGAAUACUGUGAUUUUUGCCUCCAUCCAAAACUGUUUUGCUGAAAAUGCGGGAGACAAAACAUUCACAACAACACUAAAUCUUCGGCUGAAUGGGAACCAGGUGGUUGAAGACGAGCUGUACCAGGUGGCUGAAACCUGCCACUAUGCUAACUGGGCCUCCAGAGAAAUUAUCUGUGACCACAACUAUAUGGAGGUGUCUGUGAAAAGGGCAGCUCCAGAUGAGUAUGUCCAACCUGAACACCGUCUCCCAAGAGAUAGUUCAAAGUCAAGCUCUCCUCAGUGUGCUGUAGAGAAAGGGCCUGUAGGUUCAGGAUUCAGGACAAUAACAGUGGUGUUCUUCACUCCUGAAGAGAGGCUUAUGUCAAUGACUGAGGCUCAGGAAAGGGGUUAUGGAAUAACAAGCACUCCUUCAAGGCUGGUUGUGCGAAGUCCAAGGCCUGCACCUGAAACGUACACCGAGACUGUGGCAGGGGUGCCUAUGACUGUGCUCAAAACCUCUACGAUCUUUGAAAAGAAGUGGCUGGCGACUCAGAUCGAUGCAGCGGCUGCUUGUCCAAUACUGGAGGGCAGUGUUUCUUUUACUCAAAACACAAUCACCUGGUACCUACCCUGGCACAUUGACCCACUGAUUUCCUCUGGCCAGUUUAAACUGUUAGAGGUGCACAUGGGCGUUGAUGGCCAGAGGCUCGAUGCUGCUGAGAUGGCAGCCAGACAAUACUCCAUGUCUGUCAGUGGUGCAUAUGUGAUCAUUGAAAUUCCUAUUGGGGCUGUCGGUGGCUACUAUAAGAGCCAUGUUCAGGAUGAGCAGUGCCUCCUCUCCUACACGAUUGAGCCAAUGAUUGAGCUGCACUGGAGUGAUGAAACCACCCAUGAGGACACAAGAUACAAAGUCCUCCUUCCCAUUACAACACCAUUACUGUCUCAACCUCCACAAGUUGCUGACUAUACGGUCCCUGAGGAACGGGUAUUUAAGGUGAUGCUUGGGCCUUUGGGCUUUAAUGUGGCACUAGUGAACAUUACCUUAUCCUCUGAGGUUUUGUCUGUGGCUGACUGCAAUGCCAGAGGAUUUAACGUCCUGGAGCACAUAUCCCCUAACAGCAGCUUGAAGGUUUUUACACUUCAAGUGCCCUUCACAGACCCUGUUGUUUCCCAACAGAAACAAAUGGGGCAUACAGUCUACUUUUCAUACCUGGCCUUUGACUUGUUGGUUCUGCCAGAGUUGACUCCAUUUUCCCUCACUGCUUAUUUGGAAGCUACAUCAGAGGAUAUGGUUCUGCCAGAGUUGACUCCAUUUUCCCUCACUGCUUAUUUGGAAGCUACAUCAGGGGAUAUAGUUCCUCCCACUGUCACUGGUAGCUGUGAUUUGCAAAACUUCCAUGUCUUUGUGAAAUACGGCACCAGUGGCUCAAACUUUGAGACUGUAGUGGGGAAACAAGUGCUGACUUCAGAUUUGGCUGAGCAGUACAGUUUUGCAGAGAAUGGAACACACUUCAGUCUUCAAGUCCCCUAUUCAUCCCCUAAUGUUCUGUUUCAGGCUGUUGAGCCAUCAUUCAUCAGGAGCAGACUUCGUGUGGUUCUGAAGAAUCCUGAGACCAGCACGAAUAUCAAAGAAUUUUCAUUGGCCUGCAACUUUCCCUCAAGACUGAUUGAGUGUUUCCCUAAUGGAACCAUUACGGCACUAGCUGUGAAACUGGAAUCUGUCCCCAGUCUGAACCCCAGUCAUCUCACACUCAGAGACCCCACCUGUGGUCCCUCAUUCAGCGACGAGCGCUAUGCUUACUUUGUUUUCACUGCAAACACCUGUGGCACAACCAGAAAGUUUUUGCGCACUGUGAUGCUGUAUGAAAAUGAAAUAUCUCUGCCAGGCGUAAAUGAAUCCGAGGAGAAGCAUCGAUAUGCAUUGAAGAUUUCUUGUUACUAUAACAUCAACACAACAAACACUGUGGGCUUCCACACUAAACCUGGUAUGAGUGAACAACUUCCUGAAAGUCCAAAAAGUGAGCUGCCAGUUGCAAUGAGACUUGCGUUGGACGACUCCUACAGUGUGUUUCACAAAUUGGAGGACUAUCCAGUGACAAAGUACCUACAACAACCACUGUAUUUUGAGGUGGAGUUGAUGGAGUCUAAAGAGCCUGACUUGUCAGUGGAGCUGGAGAACUGCUGGGCAACUACGAACGCAGACGGGGCAUCACAACCCAGAUGGAACCUCAUCAUUGAUGGUUGUGCAAACUCAGUUGAUCCAUACCAGGCAGUCUACCAUCCUGUUUGGGUUAAUGCCAGAGUUCAGAAUCCCUCUCACUUCAAACGCUUUGAGGUCCAGAUGUUUGCCUUUCAUGACCAAGAUAACUUGAGUGGCCAGCUCUUCAUCCACUGUGAUGUGGUAACCUGUCAUGCUAAUAAAAAUCAACUUGGUGCAGUUUGUAACAGGCAAUGUUCAACUGGGGAGCCUGGCAAGAAAGGUCAAAGACGUGCCGUUUCACAUGUGUCAUCAGGACCCAUACUGCCAAGAUAAUCCUAAUAAAAAUGGCUUUUACAAUUCA